Molecule: messenger RNA, 3897 nt
Organism: Micropterus salmoides (largemouth bass)
Lineage: Eukaryota; Metazoa; Chordata; Actinopteri; Centrarchiformes; Centrarchidae
Product: filamin A-interacting protein 1-like
Exons: 2
Coding region: 463-2691 (742 amino acids)
Source: RefSeq, a predicted model, not a curated record
CUCAGUGAGCAGAGCACUUCUCAUAAUGUUUGGUUUUCCGGAUGGAAUGUCCACAUCACUGGGAUCUCUGGGAAAGGGAUAGGUGAAAGAGUAGAGACCAUUUAUCCUCUGAGGAUUUUAGAAGGACAGAGGCCAACAGCACAGCACAGACUCAAACUCCUGAUUGUAAAGGAAAGAGAAUACCAGGAAAUAAAGGAGAAAAAUAGUGAAAGAGAAGCCUCAACGUUAAAGGACGAGCUCACCAAGCUGAAGGCUUUUGCACUGCUGGUCGUGAAGGAGCAACACUGUCUGAGCAAACUGCUGGAGGAACAGAGGCGUCGUGUCAAAGAACUGACCGCCAUCACUGACCACAUCAAGCAGGAGGUCAGUGUUUCUUACCCCAGUAAGGCAGAGCUGAAAUCCCUGCAUCUGGAGGUGGAGCACCGUAGCCAAGUUUCCAUUUUCAACCAAAGCCAGAGCACGAUGACAGCCCCAAGUCUGCUGUCAGAGGUUGAGAUACUGAGGAGAAGGGUCGUGGAAAUGGAGGGAAAGGACGAGGAGCUGAUACGCAUGUGGGACCAGUGUCGAGAACUGGACCGCAGACUAGCGAGGGAGUGUAGCCACUGCCGUAGCUUAAAAAUUGAGGUGGAUAAACUCAAUGGUAGAAUCAGUGAAUUGGACAGGCUAGAGGAGGCUUUAGGUAAGAGUAAACAGGAUUGCAGUAAUCUGAAGGGCAGCUUGGAACAAGAGAGAGAGGUUAGCAGGAUGCUUUCUGAUGAGCUCCACACAUUGAAAGGUAGGGUGAGAGAGCUAGAGGCUGUUGAAGGCCAACUGGAAAAGAGUGAAGGAGUGAUUAAACAGGACUUGGCCAAGCUCAGGUCCCUGACUGUAGCUCUGGUGGAGGACAGAAAGACCACAGCGGAGAGGCUGCGACAGGCUGAGGAAAAACUCAACAGGAAGGAGGGCAAAAGAAAUGAGCAGAGCAAUUUGGCAACAAUGACAGAAAGACUGAGAGAGGAGAGGCAGCAGGCACUGAGGUCUAAGGCAGAUUUAGAGGAACGGAUUAAGGGUAUAGAAAAGCAAAAAGAUGAGCUCCAAGGCAGACUUAAAACAGAAGAGGAGAGGAACAGAGAGCUACAGAGUAAAGUAACCAUAAUGAAGAAGAUGUUACAGGUCUCGGAAAACAUGAAAGAAAGACACAGCUCUAUUCCAAACAACACUAACCAUUGCUGCCAAACAGAGGACAACAAAGUCAAAGAACUGACCCAGGAGCUAGAUAGGUUGCGAAAGAGACUAGGGGACAAGGAGGUGUUGGAGGAAGAACUGAUGAAGGUGGAAGAGGACUUUGAGUCCCUACAAAAGAGGUUCAGGGAGGAACGAAAGAGGUCCCUGGCUCUAACAGAGGAGCUGGAAAUGGCAAAGAGGGAGCUUUCCAGGUAUGAGCAUGCAGAAAAGCAGGAGGUCAACCAGGAACACCUUCUCCUUUGCCGUCUUCAGAAAGAGCAGGUUAAGUCCAGACUAUUAGGCAGAGAGGUGGAUAGCUUGAAAGAGAAACUCCAGAAGCUGAUGGGAACCGAGGAGUCCAUCAGCAGAGUUCAGACAGAUCACUCCACGCUGCAGAGAAAACUGACCCAGCAGGAAGCCAGGAACAGAGAGCUGGCCGAAGAGAUGAAGGAACUGUGUAGUGAGCUUGACAGGUAUAGAAAAAUCAAGAAUCUUACACCUGGUGCAAACAGACAACAGUUUUCAGACCCUCAUCAGACAACCAAAGAGGUUCAAACUGAGCCAGCAGACAGCUUGCCUCCUGACUACAGUGAGCACAGCAAGAAACUAGCUGAAGAAAAUGAGGACCCAAACCACAAUGCAGAAGUCAUAAACAGAAGAAGCUCCCUAGUCAACAACCUUAACAGCCUGAACAGUGCGAAUAACAACAUAACCCAGUAUAGCAGUCAUUCACCCAAUGGCAUAGAUAUGCACCAAACAGUUAAUGGAGAGGUGAUGAUGUUAACACACACACCCGGGCAGCCCUUGCACAUCAAAGUAACGCCACAUCAUGUACUCAACACAGCCACACUUGAAAUUAGCAGCCCCACGGGAGACACUGCUACAUCCUACACCAGCACAGCUGUCAUUCCAACAAGCGGCGCCUCACCUAAGCAGAGAAUAACCAUCAUCCAGAACUCAGCUCUGUCUGCAGUUAAUACCAAAACCCCACCUUCAAGCCCUGAACGCACAGUCUCCCCACUUAACGGAAUACCCAUCUCUCGGGUGUUAAGUCCAAAUUCAUCACGCUCUGUGACGCCUGACCACAACAACUCCCCCAUUCAGAUCCUAACAGUCAGGACCUGUUCUCCAGAGGCCACAGAGGUUGCAAAUCCGACUGUCUUCUGCAAGACUCUGGAGCGGCGGAGCAGCUGGCAAGAUCAGAAGUCCAACAGCACUGACACGAAUCCCAGUAUCAUCACCACAGAGGACAGCAAGAUCCAUAUCCACCUGGGGAACCCAUAUAUCCAGCCUCUGAGCAGUAUGACCCACAGCAUCCAGCAGCCUGUUGGGCCAUAUUAUCUCCGACAUGAGCAACGGACUCAAGUGCUCGCCAAUGGCUGUCAUGUCAAAGGUGUUGGCAAGAUUACAAGUAGCAUCACUAUAUCCCCCACUACCUCUGCAGCUUCACAUUCCUCAAAUAUUACAGUAAGUGGCCUUUCUGAUUAGGUGAAAAUGUAUAUAUUCUGAACAAACAGUAUUAUGUUCUUAGUCACUUUCCCAGACUAGACAACCCAAACAAUGCACUUCUUCUAAUGAGACCCCAGAGUGUGUUGUAUCUUUUAACAAUCAUCAAAUAAAUGAUUUGUGGUAUUAGUCCUACAGCCUUUGUAAAGCCUACUUGAUGUAUGACCCCACACUUCCUGACUUUAACAACCCUCUCUUGACUGUAUGGCAAGUGUGUCUAAUGCAUGUAUCAGAGCUAAAUGAGAAAUCAUCUCAAACAAAUGUGUGAUGUGCCUUUUCCAAUUUUCUGUCUCUGUCUCAUGUUCUUUCUGUUCAUUAAACGUGGUGUGUUGUAUUUAUUUAUGCACAGUUGGAAUUAGAAAAGACAGAAAAUGGUAGAACCCUGGUGUGAUGUGUUUGCCCCUGCAGGGCCAACUCCACACUGCACACAUCAAACUCUUCCAAAAAAGUAUUGGUGAACUUGUAUCUGUUAAUUAGCCACAUUCUUAAAAUGACGUGAAGAGAGAAAACUAAGAAUUACUGGGAUUGAAAAUGUUUAUCUCUGCUGAGUUUGAUUCAAAAGUCACCGACUAUCUAUAGGAAAGUGUGUGUGUGUGUUUGUGUGUGUGUGAGAGAGAGAGAGAGAAAGUGUGAAACCUAGUUCAAAUAUGCUGGAAAACUCUGCUCAUGUUUUUCUGACACAAUAAAACACCUAGUGGGGGGUGCGGCUGUUCAGGUUUUACGUUGGAUGAACUAGAAAAAGUCUCUUCUAUUUUUAGUAAAAAAUUAUAAACUUAAAUUGUAAGUACUUUAACAAAGUUUGAAAUUGACAUCUGAUAUACGAUUAAAUCCCUUUCCAACUUUUAAAACACAAUUACUGUGCUUUUCCUCAGUGAUUUAUUCAUUUGUUUUAUUUGCCACUUAUGCUGCCACAGCAGGCUAAGCAUUGAGCACAUAUGUCCUGCCGACUAAACCUCCAAAUGCAUAGAUUCAAAGUUUCUGUCAGCAUCAUUUUACAAAAAGUCAUAAAUGGUUGUGCUGAUUUGCUAACUUUGUGAAGAUUUCCUGUAUUCUUUCUCAGACUGUCCUGUUUGUAAAAUGCAUAUGAAAACAUAAAAGGACCAGACUCAAAACUUGUCAGUGGUCAGAGUGUCACUUAAAUGAUUAUCCAUUACAAAACACACAAUAAAAUAAAACAUUUUCUUUUAA